Molecule: messenger RNA, 215 nt
Organism: Paramecium octaurelia
Lineage: Eukaryota; Ciliophora; Oligohymenophorea; Peniculida; Parameciidae
Source: the annotation of a GenBank genome assembly
AAAAUGAAAACUCAAAUGGUAAAGAUAUUGGAUGAAGCGACUAAGGAUAGCUUAUAUGUCCAAUAUUCAUUUAAUUAAAUAUUAGGAUGAUAUAUGUCUUUAAGGUAAAUGAACUUUAUAGAUGGUAAAAAUAGAAUUAACAGACAAUUGUGAAGGACAUAGUUCUAAAUUUAAGAAGAAAGAUGAACAUUCAAGAUACUGAAUAGAAUACUUGA